Messenger RNA from Aspergillus nidulans FGSC A4, 624 nucleotides. RefSeq lists its product as uncharacterized. The record is from RefSeq and is a predicted model, not a curated record. The transcript has 3 exons. NCBI's taxonomy places the organism in Eukaryota, Fungi, Ascomycota, Eurotiomycetes, Eurotiales, Aspergillaceae. Bases 1 to 624 code for a protein of 207 amino acids.
AUGUCUCUGACCGUCAUUCGCAUUGCUGGCGAGCGCAACUCUGUUCGUAACCUCAAGGCUCUCAGGGAUAAGCCAAGAGGACUGGCUCAAGGACUGGCUCAAUGGGCAGGGGAGUCUGAUGGAGUCCUCCGAGAGUACCUCGCUCUGCCUUGUAUUGGCGCCGUGAAACUCCCUAAAGACUCUCCCCUGAGAUUUUCGCACACUGGUGGCGUGUCAAUUACCGGCUUGCUUGUUGCUAAGGCUGCAGGGGCGACUACGAUUGUGACUUCUUCCAGCGAUGAAAAGCUCGAGUCUAUCAUGGCGAAGUUUGGCUUUGACUAUGGUGUCAACUACAAGAGAUACCCGGAGUGGUCUAAGGAAGUUCUUCGCUUGACCGGCGGCGAAGGGGUCGACUAUGUCCUGGAGAACGGCGGUUCUGGUACGAUUGCUGAGAGCAUCAAUGCAGUCAAGAUGGGCGGCAACGUCAGCGUGAUUGGACUCCUUUCCCAGGCCAAGGAGAUGCCUGAUGUGCUGGCCUGGCGCUCGCUAAAGGCGCAGUGGUUCGCGGUAUCACAGUUGAUUCUACCCAGCUCUUGCAGGAGGUCGUCCGCUUUGUCGGCCGUAAAGGGCUGCGUUUACAGUUGA